AUUUAAACUUGUUAGAGUGAUUUAUUAAAAUUUUGAUAUCUUUAUUUCAAAAUACAAUAGGAAUACAAAACAACAUAAAUAACGUUUUGAAAUAAUUACAUUAAACAAGCAAAAAUACCUCGAAAAUUAUAAACUCCAACUUUAUUAAGAUUCGUUUUCUUGUUAUUCCAAUGUCUACUACAUGUAAAGAAAUAUUUUAUGCUUUAAUGUGAUCGACGUACAUAAAUAAGGGUAUUAAAAAUUGUGAAUAUGAAAGGAUUAAUUACAAUAUUUGGAGUUUUUGUGUUGUUUGAAUCGGUAUUAUGCGGAUUGUAUGAAAAACGUUUACUGAAGUAUUUAUUCGAUCCUACUCGACCAGAUGCACACAAUCCAAUUGAACGUCCAUCAGCGAAUGAUACAGAAACUUUGAAUGUCAGUGUGAAAUUUUUCUUGAAUCAAGUUAUGGAUGUGGAUGAAAAGAAUCAAGUGCUGACAACGAUUAUUUGGAUGGAUCUGACAUGGAAUGAUUAUCAUUUUCUCUGGAAUCCUAAAAAUUUUGGCAAUAUAACCACCUUAAUUUUACCAUAUACUGCUGUUUGGAGACCAGAUAUACUCUUAUAUAAUUGUGCUGACGAGAAAUUUGAUCGUCUUUUCCCAACAAAUACAGUUAUAAAUCAUAAUGGAACUGUUCAAUGGUUACCUCCUGGUUUGUUUAAAUCAACGUGUAACAUAGAUAUUCUAUGGUUUCCAUUCGAUGAACAGAAAUGUGAAAUGAAAUUUGGUAGUUGGACAUAUAAUGGUGAUCAAUUAAACUUCCAGUUGCAGUGUAUUAAUGCCUCGCAGCCUAACUGUACAGAAGUUGGAACUGUAGACUUGUCUGAAUAUUCAAAUAAUGGGGAAUUUCAUCUUCGUGGUGCUUCAGUUCGACGUUAUGCCCAACGUUAUGAAUGUUGUGAUUAUGAUUUUAUUGAUGUGAAAAUAUUUAUUCGUCUGCAAAGACGUGCACUUUAUUAUGUAUUCAAUUUAAUUGUGCCUUGUUUACUCAUCUCUGGUAUGGCAUUAAUGGUGUUCAUGUUACCACCAGAUGCUGGAGAGAAAAUUUCAUUAGGUGUAACAAUACUUUUAUCAUUGACAAUGUUCUUACAACUUGUCGCAGAUAAACUACCACAGACAUCAGAGGCAAUUCCAUUAAUUGGGAUCUAUUUUUCAUGUACAAUGAUCAUGUGUUCACUGUCAAUUGUAUUCACUGUACUUGUUUUAAACUAUCAUCAUAGAUCGGCUGAUAUUAUCGCUGUCCCACCAUGGAUCAGAAAUAUUGUCAAUACAUAUCUAGCUAGGUUGAUGUGUAUGGAACCACCGAAGAGAUCACAAAUCAUUGAAGUAGAAGACAUCUCUUCAUCAGAUAGCGGUGGAGAUUCAUCGAUAGAAAAUCUGUUGAAUAAAAAACCUCAAUGCGAACAAUACAUAGGCGUGGAACAAACCUAUUCUAAUUGGAAUCCUGAAGGUGGUAAAAUCCCUAAGCCAAUCAUUCCCCCGAAUUCAAGCCAGAUACGAAUGAAUGGAAAUGUAAAGAGUACACUGCUGCUGGAGGCUGGUGGUGCUGGCGGUAUUGACAGUUUACAAAAUGGACCACAAGAACGUGUGUCAAAAAGUUUAAUGGCGAAUGUAUUAAACUUGGAUGAUGAUUUUCGUGCUACAGCACCAUAUAGUGUACCGAUAAAUUUAACUGAAAAACAAACUGCUGGUAAUAAUCUAAAAUCAAAAAAUUCAACCGAAUUAUCUCCUACAAUGGCAUCAUCGAAUCAACCACCUCCACCUUAUCGACUUUACAAUGCUGCUGGAACAAAUUUAAAUUCAGAACCUCUACGAGAUCCAUUUUCAGAUGAAUUCAGUGAUAUAUCUACAAAUAAUAAUAUACCUAUACAGAAUAAUUCUCCAGGGGCGAAUCAAUCAGCAAGUGGUCAAAGUCAAUUUGAAACGAUUUAUAAAGCUGAUCUAGAGUUUAUUAUUACAGAGUUACGUUUUAUCACUAAAAAAUUACGCGAUGAUGAACAAGAAUCAUUGGUUAGCUUAGAAUGGAAAUUCGCUGCACGUGUUAUUGACAGAUUUUGUUUAGUUAUAUUCAGUGUAUUCAAUAUUGUGGCAACAUUUGCUAUUCUGUGUUCAGCGCCAAAUCUAGUAGCUUCAUUUAUGCCGUAAAUGGUUAGAUUAAACAAGAAAAAAAUAUUUGGAAAUGUUCAAUGAAUUAUUGAAUUCACAAUCUAUGAAUUAAUAUACAAAAAAAAACUAUCCAACAACGAAAAAUAUUCACCAAUAAAGCCUUAAUAUUUUUAAAAUCAAAACUGAAUCAUAAUAAUCACUACAGUUUAAAUAUUGUUCAAUGUUUAAUGCGUGUACAAAUGUUCAAUUUUCAAUAGAUCAAUUAAAACAAACUGUAUAUCGCUAAAAUUAAACGAAUAUUUAAAGAAAAGAGUCCGAUGCUUAUUUCAAACAGUGGAGUUAUGAAAAGUACCAUUUUCUUAUUUAUUUCUCUACUGAAUUUAAGAAUAAAAGAAGGAUUAAACUGAAG
This is a messenger RNA of Trichobilharzia szidati, 2548 nucleotides long. The record is from the annotation of a GenBank genome assembly. NCBI's taxonomy places the organism in Eukaryota, Metazoa, Platyhelminthes, Trematoda, Strigeidida, Schistosomatidae.